CUUGAAACAGAGGUAGAGAGAAUUCAGAAGAAGAAGAAAAUAAAGAAGAUAUGGAAGAAGCUAUUGUUUCCUGUGUGGUUGAGAGACUUGGAGACUUGCUAAUCAGUGAAGCCAAAUUCUUGUGGGGAGUCAAAGGGCAAAUCGAGAAUGCACAGAGCAAGCUGCAAUGUAUGAGCGCUUUCUUACAAGACGCAGAUGCUUUUGUAAGAAAUGGUGAUCAGAGAGUACGUCUUUUGGUUGUCAAAGUCAGAGAUACUUCUUAUGACUUGGAGGAUGUUAUUGAAACUUACAUCUUCAAAGUGGCUCUGAAGAAGAAAGGAGGUGUGGUGAGUAAACUGAAAAGAUAUGUUUGCAUCUUCAAGGAAGGAGUUGAUGUCCAUAGAGUUGGAUCAAAGAUAAAGGAGAUCUCAUCCAACAUUGAUGCUUGGACUUCAGAAUUACAAAAGUAUGGAGUACACGAGUCAAUGGUUAAGGCAGCUGGAACAUCUUCAAACCAAGUUCUUGAGCAAAGACGACAGGCUUAUUCUCAUGUUGUGGAGAAUGAUGUUGUUGGAUUUGAGAAAGACAUCAAAGAAUUGGUAGCCCAUUUGACUGGGAAAGAGAAUCCUCAAAAUCCUAGGGUGAUCUCUGUAUGUGGGAUGGGUGGCUUGGGGAAGACUACCCUAGCCAGAAAGGUUUAUCAUCAUCCUCAAGUCAGGAGUCACUUUGAUUGUUUUGCUUGGGUCUCGAUAUCUCAGCAGUGUAAUAGACGCAAUGCUUGGGAAGAAAUCUUAUUUGCUUUCACUUCUCCCACCAAGGAAAAAAGAGAAGAAAUCAAAAUCCUCAGUGAUGGUGAAUUAGCAGAAGAGCUCUACAACUUUCAAAAAGAGAAGAAAUGUUUGGUGCUCCUCGACGAUAUAUGGUCCACUGACACAUGGGAUCUUCUAAAAGAUGCAUUCCCUCGAGGUGACAUUGAUAGCAAGAUUUUACUCACUACUCGAAUAAUGAAUAUAGGUCCUUAUGCGGAUCAACAUUGCUACAUCCAUCAACCUACGUGUCUCGAUGAGAAUCAAAGCUGGGAGUUGUUUCAGAACAAAUCUUCAUAUUUUGGAAAGGAUCAAACAAACAUAAAAGAUGCGGAAAGAAUGGAAGCACUAGGGCGAGAGAUGCUUAAAGAUUGUUUUGGUUUGCCAUUAGCUAUCAUUGUGCUCGGUGGGCUUCUAUCUACGAAACACUCAGUUGAUGAGUGGGAGGAGAUGAAAAGAAAUGUGGUGAGAUACAUAAGUAAAGGCAAAGAGCAUUGUGACUCGGAAUGCCAUGGUGUUUCAUGGGUGUUAGGUUUGAGUUACGAUGAGUUGCCAUUUUACUUAAAGCCUUGUUUUCUAUACUUGGCUCGUUAUCCUGAAGACGCCAUCAUACAAGUAAAAUAAUUAUGUCUUAUGCUUAUGGCAGAAGGUUUUAUAUCGCCAAGAAGACAUUCAACGGAAACUAUUGAAGAUGUAGCAUAUGAUUACUUAAGUCAGUUGGUGGAGAGGAGCAUGGUUCAAGUAGAAAAUUGGGGUUUAAGAGGAAAAAUGAAAACAUUUCACAUUCAUGAUCUUAUGCGAGACUUGUGUGUGACUAAAGCUCAAGAUGAGAAUUUUCUACAUCAUAUUGAUUUGAGGAAUCAGGUGGAAGAGCCACUAAAACCUGUAACUACCAUAGCAAGGAGAGUUUCCAUUUAUUCGCAUGGUUAUUCUGGUGAUGAUUUUUUUAGUUUUGUUGAUAGCAAAAAUGGCUCUCUUAGGUGCCUUACUGUAGAUUGGGGAGAUACCACACAACAAGUAUUGAGACGUGGGUUUAAUAGGUUUUUCAUACUUAGAAUUUUAAAUCUAAGUUUCUCGCUCAAUAUUAGUUUGAAGUUGCCUAAAGAAAUUGGAAAUCUUAUUCACCUAAGGUUGUUGAGUAUUAGUGACGGUAAUUACUCUUUGGAAAAGAUCCCAUCUUCUAUUGGUAAUUUGAGAUACCUGCAGACUUUAAAGUUAAGACUGGGGGGUUGUGAAAGAGUACCGGAUGUAAUCUGGAAGUUAGAACAACUUAGACAUUUACACUUCUUCGUUGAGGAUGGUCCAGUGGCGUGCACGUUGAGGUUACCUAACAUUAGAAAUUUACAAACAUUGAAAGGUGUUUCAACUGAGUGCUUUGAUUGGAAUGAUUUUCUACAUUUGAGGAAUCUCAAGAAAUUACAGAUUUUUCUGGGUAAAAAUUUGGGGAAUAUUUACCAUGAUCCCCCAACCGUCACAUUUGAUUGUCUUCGACAUUUACAAGUAUCUAAUAAAGGGGAUACUAUAGAUGUUGUUCCUGUGAUAUUAAGCUACCCUCAAAUUUAUAAGCUUAAAGUGUGUGGGGGAAUAGUAAAAUUACCAGAAUACAACCAAUUCUCCCCAAACCUUAUCAAGUUACGGUUGAAAUUUACUGUUCUUAAGGACGAUCCAAUGCCAACCCUAGAAAAGCUAUCGAGUUUAAGAGUCCUUUCCUUAUGUGGUAGCUUUAAGGGGAAUGAGAUGGUGUGCUCAAAAGGAGGUUUCCCUCAACUAGAAUCUCUUUUCAUGGAUCUUCUACACUGCUUAGAAGAGUGGAAGGUGGAGGAAGGGGCCUUGUCUAGUCUUCGCUUUUUGCUGAUUAGAGGAUGCUUUAGCUUGAGGAGUGUUCUGGAUGGAUUAAGAUACAUUGCUACGCUUAAGGAAAUGAAGAUUAUAAUGAUGCCUAGUAAAUUCAUAGAAAGGCUGGAGGAAGGAGGAGAGGAUUUCUACAAAGUCCACCACGUCCCAUCCCGUUUAUUUAUCUAUUGAUAUGAGCUGGAGCGAGAAGACGAUGAGUUGUUUAUUUGGAAUAGUUUUGGAGAGCCAUUAGUUAACAGGGGAAUGGGUAUGUGUAACGACCCGAUUGUUCUUAACUAGACCCACCGAACACGACUAUGACUAUCCGGGGUCAACUAGACCCUUACGGUCAACUUUGGUAAAAAUCGAACGUUAGAAACUAAAUAAACUUUAGAAAAUUUUACAUUGGAGUACUUUGAAAUAAAAUAGUAUUUGCAUGGGAUCCCAUAGUUUUAAAAAAAAAUGUAGUUUAAACGUAACUUAAGAAAUAGUCUGUAGCCACAUGGCUUUCUUUAGAUAAACUAGUAAACAUGAAAUUGAUGAAACUGUUACUGGA
Molecule: messenger RNA, 3174 nt
Organism: Humulus lupulus (European hop)
Lineage: Eukaryota; Viridiplantae; Streptophyta; Magnoliopsida; Rosales; Cannabaceae
Product: putative disease resistance protein At1g50180
Exons: 3
Coding region: 51-1409 (452 amino acids)
Biological process (GO): defense response to other organism
Molecular function (GO): ADP binding
Source: RefSeq, a predicted model, not a curated record